UUGUGGCGCCAGAGUGUGCAUUUUGAUAUGGAUGAUGCGGAUGUUGUUUUGUUUUAUGGCCCUCCCUUAGUGGGAAAGUCGUCCCACUACCAACAACAUCUGACCCCCGGCCAUGUCAGGCUGUCUGCACAGGAACUGUUCCAGCAGGACCCGACCUUGUCUCUCCGACAGGUCGCCAUGAAGGCAGUGGGGCUGCUCAGACAGGGUAAGAAAGUUGUAAUCGACGAUGAAAACUGGUCCAGAAACACGCGGAUGUCCUACACCAAACUGAUCAGCUGUAAGACACCUGGGAAGAGCAUCAGGUGCCUCACGUUUCACCCGCAGGACAGACUGCAGCUGGACUGGGCCAGGGAGUGGGCAGCCACGGGGAACAAAGGUCAGGGGUCGCAGGUCAACUGGAAGCAAGUUGAUGCCAAGAUCGACGCCUGGUUUGAUGAGAACUGUUGGCAGAGUGGUGUGGAGAGACCAGUACCACCAGCAGAAGCCGAGGGUCUGUCAGUUGACGAGCUCCACACACAGUUGAUUUGUCAAACACACUACAAGUUUGAGGUGCCCUGUUUGCUGGUCCAGUGGGAGGCAAUGGUCCAGUCCACGGGAGGCAGACUGGUCCUGAGGGACAGCUUACAGGACAUCCUGCAGCUGUGGACAGAAGCCAACCCCUGUGGGCACAUCCUGGUCAUUGUGGACGGGCAGAACAACAUGGCGGGCACACAUGGAAGCACCAGUAGUCAGCAGACCAUCCACCUGAAAUCUGUGAUGACAUCAUUGUGUCAAGAGGUCUGUAACUUUCUUACAUGAAUUGAUUACCUGCUAAUCAUUGUGAAUACAAGAACUGGA
This is a messenger RNA of Branchiostoma belcheri (Belcher's lancelet), 837 nucleotides long. RefSeq lists its product as uncharacterized. The record is from RefSeq and is a predicted model, not a curated record. Lineage: Eukaryota; Metazoa; Chordata; Leptocardii; Amphioxiformes; Branchiostomatidae. The transcript is spliced from 6 exons. The coding region runs from base 28 to 798 and encodes 256 amino acids.